Molecule: messenger RNA, 1893 nt
Organism: Mercenaria mercenaria
Lineage: Eukaryota; Metazoa; Mollusca; Bivalvia; Venerida; Veneridae
Product: ATP-dependent DNA helicase RecQ-like
Exons: 4
Coding region: 685-1893 (402 amino acids)
Biological process (GO): double-strand break repair via homologous recombination
Cellular component (GO): nucleus; chromosome; cytoplasm
Molecular function (GO): 3'-5' DNA helicase activity; four-way junction helicase activity
Source: RefSeq, a predicted model, not a curated record
UAAGAUAUUGAUACCAUAUUGUGUAUGUACAUGUAUACCAUAAUUGCAAUGAUCCAAUUCAUUUAAAGGAUCAGGCAAUGUACAAACAGCCAAUGUCUAUUGAGUUUUCACUUACUAUAAAGUUACAUAGAUAUGUAUAUUUUUCUAAUGACCUGUUAAGUACCUUUAGAGUUAGUCAAUCACAUUUGAGCAACAAGUUAUUAGUUAUCAUUCAUCAUUUUUACUGAAUUCUAUUAUUCAAGGCACAAAGGGACACAUUUCAUACUGGAAAUGUAUUUUUUGUCAUUUUUAGUUAUAUGAAGAAACGUGUAAAGCUUUGCAUGCAAGUACAAAUCUGACUAUAAAGACCUAUAGAUGUAUUUAAAAAAGAAUUUGAAUGCAUACUUAAGUGAAGCAAUGUCAAAAUUGUAUUGAGUUAUCUAUUCUAAUGCUUGGAGUACAAGUAACUGAGACAGCAACAAAAUCUUUCAUUCAAAUUAAAGUAAGCCGAAGCUAAAACCUAAAUGUUCAAAAGUUUGAAAAUAAAAUGAGACUAAUUUGUUAAAAGGAACAAUUAUAUUUAUCAGUAUUUAAUUUCAACUGAUAUUUUGUCCUAAAAGUUUAUGCUAAGUUAGAAGUCAUGACUUCAUAGAUAUUUAAGGUAAACAUUAAUUUUUCCAGAUUAAGAAAAUUUUGAUUAAUUUAAUGUAUUUUCUAUAUUUACCAGGAUCACACAGAACUACACACUUGACAAGCAUGAAAUCAUUGUCAAGUGUAUCCUUCAUAAUAGAUCAUCCUGAGAAAUUCCUGACAGACGAGAUGUUUGCACUGUUUAGAACAGCAUCAGAUGAUAUUAGUCAUAUUGUUAUAGAUGAAGCCCAUAUCAUCCAGAAAUGGGGUGCUAAUUUCCGACAGCAGUACAGUAAGCUACAGAAGUUACGGGCAGUUCUACCUGCAGCCAAAGUUCUGGCCCUGACUGGCUCAGCUGGUAAGGAAAAAAUUAAACAGAUAAAAUCAAGCGUGCUCAUGAGAAAUGUGUUGGAAAUAAGAGCACCUCUCAGUAGACCAAACAUAAAACUUUCUGUGAAAACAAGGCUGUCCAGUUUCCAUGUUGAAGAGUCCUUCAAGCAAGUCCUCAAUCCAGUUAUUCAGGAAUUGAAGGAGGAUCCAGAUAAAUUCGGAAAAACUGUUGUUUACAGUGAUUUAAAGUGGUGUGGAUUUGGGUACCAGGAGUGCCUUAGAUGCUAUCCUGACUUGAGAAAUAAAAUGGCUCAAUACCAUGCCCCUUGUACAGAAAGUAUGCGAAAGGAUGUCAUGGAUGGGAUGUCCGAGGGAAGAAUACAGUUGUUGUUUGCUACCGAGGCUUACAGCAUGGGAACUGACAUAAAAGACAUAAGGAGAAUUAUACACUUUGGAGUUCCAAAGUCAAUUGAAAGAAUUUAUACCACAGCAUAUAUUCAAGAGGUUGGAAGGGCUGGCAGAGACGGAAAACAAGCAGAAUCUGUGCUCUUUUUUAACAACAACGACAUAGCAUCAAACAGAAGACAUAUAGAAGCUGCUGUUGCAGACUACUGCAAGGAAACUGGAUGCAGAUGGGAGUUUCUUUGUAAGUACUUUAACUGCAGCACCAACCUAAAUCCUAACAAGCAUGAUUGCUGUGACAAUUGCAGUAAGUCCUGCACUUGUUAUGAUUGCAGUGACUUCGAUAUGGAAGUUCUGGAUUCCACAGAAGUUAAUUCUGAACACAAUUCAUUCUCGCAGGAAAAAGCAGAUAUGGUGUUUGGGACAUUAAUUGAAUAUUUCAAAUCAGUUAGUUAUAUACAGGCCUUACAUCAACAGUGGCCAGAAAACUUUCAAAAAACUACGAAAUCUACACUAAGAAAGACAGGAUAUCUGCUGAUUUUAAAAAUCUGA